CUCAGUUUUAUUUCGUUUUUUCGUCGCAACGCAAGUGCUGGUGAAAUCGGUGUGGCAAAAGUCUAUUUCAAGUGAACAAAACUACUGCACUGCGCAACUGAAAUACGCCUGAAAAGUAUUGAAACAAAGAGUUUCAGGGGGAAAACACAUUUUCCUCAAAAACGUAGCAUAGUGAGUGCGGACAACGUGAAAAGAAGAAAGCAAAAUCGCCAUGUUGCGUGUGGAGCUGUGAGUUCGGGAACACAAGGCGCAGCGUGAGACUCCGAGCAUGGAUGCUCAAUUCGAGCACUUGUGCCGCAUUUGCGCGGCCAACACGAAGAGCAAAACCAAUUCCGUGGUCGAGAGUGUGUUUAUCUUCAAGACACAGGGACUGAAGGAUAAAAUCUCGAGACAUCUCUACCUUAAUGUGGCUGAGGAAGAUCCCCUGCCAAAGGUGCUUUGCAAGUCCUGUUACCGACAGGUGGAGGCCACGGCAUCGCUCUCGAAUAUAGCCAAGCACACUCAGCUCGUGUUCCGUGACUUUCUACUGAGCACACUGCCAAAGAAUGCACGGGAAGCAGCUGCCGCUCGGAUCAGCGUGCCACCACCAGCCCCCCAAAUCCCUUCCCUGAAUGAGGAGAACCCACCACAUGUUCAUGAAUUCCGUCCCAUAAUGCUGAGCCGAGUACCGGAGACCACUAUCACAGUGUCCAAGCCCCAGGCGGGCGGUCGCCCAAACGCAGAGCUUGUGGUGGCCAGUAAAGCCAGGGAGGCACACCGGGAAAACCCCUUGGGAGUUGCAUCUUCAUCCUCUGGGAUUGGCCAAGCCCCCGGAGCAGUGAAGAGUACUAUAGUGCCGGCGCGACGCAACAGCGUUUUUUUGGAUACUCGGUACUGCUCGGCUCCAAUGUCGAUCGCACAGCGUUCUAUGCAGCAUAUUCCCUCAUUGGUGCCCUUGAAUUUUGAGGCAUCACAUUCAAAUGUUACGAAAAAGACUCCAGACACAAACAUAUCGCCGGCAGGAGUAAUUAACUUUAUUCAGACGCAUGGACGGAUUACUGGCAAUGUGUCGGUGGCUGGAAAGGACGACAGUACCGGGACCAGUAACCGAGUGGACUCCGGAAAUGCGACCACAGCGUCCGUUUCUCCAACUUCUAACGUCGGUAUCGGAGGAAUGCCCAAUCUGGCCAGUAAUGUGUUUCAGCAGAGAAGUAGAAAUCUUAAAAAUACACUGAACAACAUUAAGGCUAUGCGUAGCGGACAGGUAUCUUUGCUUAAGUCGGCGCAGAAUCGAAAUCCUGUGGACGAUAUAAGGCCACAACUGGUUACAACUACCAUGGUGCCCCAAUAUGGAGGAGAGCCUUCGGUAGAAGAAGCGCUGCCGGAGCACAUGAUCUUUGCGGCUCCAAAAAAGAAACGGGAGGAUGAAGAACUUGUUGUUCAAACGGUUCCGCCAAAGCUAAAGAAAACUAUACCAAGUGGAAGUAAGACAAUUCCAGCGACCCUUGACUUAACUUCAGCUGUUGACUCGCAAGCUUCAUCUCCGACAAAGUCGAUGCCCAUUGUAAAAAGCCUCACUGAUGCAAUUUCCCUUGGAAGCGUUAUAAGGGAUCCAGACUUAUUGAUGCUGAUUCUCAAGGCACUGAAGUGGCCAGUGACAGCAGAAAAUUGCGAAGAACAAAUGACACGUUUGAAAAGUUCAAAGUUCGCUGUUAUUAUGUCUGACAACAACCUCCUACAGGACACGGAUCUCACACAACUUUUGGGUCCGUAUUUGGCCCCCAUGCUGCCGGUUGUUCACCCACAAGAUCAGCCUUCACUUUCUUUACCUAUCGCGUCCACGUCCACGAGCACUUCCUCGCAGGCGGCAAAAGACGUACUAAAGCUUGCUGACUUGUCCAGCGCAAUGCCUUACAAACUGCCACCAGAAACGUCGGUUCAGUUGGUGCCUUCCAGUCCCACGGAGCAGGAGCCUCCGCCACUGCGACACAAAAAGGCGGUUACCGUUUCAACAGUAAAACGUCACCAACGAAAGAUGCGUGUUCGAGACUUACCCGCUGGGGAUAAGUCGGUUCCAAUUACGUCGGUGUCAAGUUCAAAUGCAGCUCGUGUUAGUAACGAAUUAUCGAAUAUCAAUGCUAUGCUCAUUUCACAAUUCGGAUCAAGUCCGGCCGACGCGCUGAACGAGGCGCUUAUCUCAUUGUUUAAGAAAAAACAACAAGAAUCGAAAGACCAGAAUCGGCGUCGUAGUGGUUCUGCCAGCGUAGUUAAUUUGGAGGAUAUUGUACUGGUCGAGCCACAACCUCCACUAGAAGCCGAUCCACAGACUCCGGAAUACGUCGAGAACGACUGCUUUUCCCCGCAAGCUAUAACUGCAGGAUCACGACAAAUUUUUAAAAGGCGCAAGACCAUCAUUCAUUCCUCGAGGCAAUCUGAAUCUGCAGUGCCUAAAAAGGGUGAAGCUCCUAGUUUGAAAAAUCCAAAAGAUAUAUGUCCCAGUAAACAAGCGAUUGUAUCAGGACAAUCAAAGAAAAUUGUAACUGAGGAGAAAUCGUCAAUUAAAGAAUCUACGAGUGAGCCUUCCCAGGCACCCACUAGCACCGUUCCAGAAGCCACAUCCGACCCCAACGCUAUUGCCACAAAUGCGGAAGAACAUCCCAAAGUUUCUGAAUCCGCCCCAGAUAAUGGGGCCAGUGAGGGUAGUGAUGAGAGCAAAGCAGGCUUGGUAACCAAUCGCAAGUCGGAAGUAAAGGCUGUGCUAGGCCAGAAGCUGCUAGAGGCGAUUGGUCUCCCUCAGCUUGGAAAGGACGUAGCGCCUGAGAGCUCGCGGGAUACCCUCAGAAGUGCGCUGAAGCGCUCUAUAAAACAGGCUCAGGAGCAACAGCGUCAACUAAAGCGUGGCAAGCAUGAAGAACCUGUGAAGCAACUAGCCGAUUCUACGACUAAGCUAAGCGCGGCAGAAUCAGCAGAUGAGCAUAAGAAGGCCAUUGCUGAACGGGAGCUUGCUCUGCUGAGUCGUGGCUCAAAAGCUGGAGAAGAAAGCAAGAUUUCCGUUAAAGAUGACAAGUCGGAGCGAACUGAUGUUAGUUCUUCCUCGUCUCGAAACCGCCGAAGCCGUAAAUCAAAGACAGAUGCUACAGUAGAAGAUUCUGGUGAUGAAGAAAAAAAAACUAAUAGGUGGGAUGAAGAUGACGACUUGCCAUUAAAGACUGAUGCAGAAAAAGCUUCGGAACGGAGUAGCAGCAGUAGCAGCAAUCGUCCGACGCGCACUAGUAAAACGAUGUCGAAGUAUUAUAAGGGACCAUCUCCUAAAUCACAGCAUGCCAUGGGUACGCGCUCAACACGGCAGCGCUGAGAUAUUCUUUGCCAAAAGCAAAUCGGAUUUUACUUCACGUAUGAAAUAUGUGGAAUUAUUUUUGAAAAAUUUAAAAUACAUAGCUUAAGUCCCUUUAUGAUACAAGUUUAACUGUGUACAAUGUACACGCAAAUUUUAAAACUAUUUUAAUUAUAUUAUCACGAACAUUAGCAGUGUGUGGAGUUCACAAACCGUAUUGAGUUAAGAAUAGUAAAACUAUUCGAAAACGUAAAAAGUUAUGAGAUACUACCAAGUUGGCUUAACAUCUAAAUAUGUAAAUCUGAAAAUGAUCCUGCACUAACGUACUUCUUGAAAUUUUGUAUUUACAGAACGUACCUUCUAAACUCUGUAAACUUAAAGGCUAGAAGAUGCUUUUGUAGAAAGCAGAUCGGAAAAUAGUUGAAAGGUGAAGUUUUUUCGUUUAAACGCAAUGUUAUUUUAUAAGUUUACAAGCCGUUCGCACUGAAUACAAAUACGAACGGAGCUUCACAAUACUGUACAUAUUUAAUGAUUACCAUGGUAAUGCAAAUUGAACAAUUCGAACCCGUUUUCUUUUCUUCAUGUUACACAGAAAUAGUAUGAUAUUCUUCAGUUUACAAACUGGCUCUAUAUAAGAAAAUGGGCCCUAAUUAAGAAUGUUAUCUUUCCUUUAUUUCUUUGAGCUGAAACAAAUAAAUAUUAUUCCUUUU
Molecule: messenger RNA, 4023 nt
Organism: Drosophila suzukii
Lineage: Eukaryota; Metazoa; Arthropoda; Insecta; Diptera; Drosophilidae
Gene: dbr
Product: debra
Cellular component (GO): nucleus
Molecular function (GO): zinc ion binding
Source: RefSeq, a predicted model, not a curated record